CUGUCUGUUUACUUCGUUCGUUUUUUCCUUCGUUCUUUCAGUCCAUUGCUGCAACCAGUUUCAUUUGAUGAUUUCUUACUGCAGUAGGGGAUAUUGGCAGCGAGUUAAGUUGCUAAUUCUUUUUCAUAUGGACGGACAUACAUUCAUUGAUAAAUUUACUGGGUCGUAGUAAGAAUAUAUUUUCAAUGAGAAACAAGAAGAAAAAAAAAAAGAAGAAAAUAGUACGAUAAUGAACUGACACGUUCGAUUGAGGAAGAGGGUGUGAAAGAAAGGAAGUUGUCUGUGUCGUGUCAAUAAACCAAAUAUGUAUAAUUGCAUGAGUGUAUAUAUAUGUAUAUAUAUAUAUUUAUAUAAAAAUGAAUGUAUUUGUGUUUUAGCAGACAACUAAUUAAUUAUUUUGGUAUUUUCCUAUUGUUAUUAAAUAUUGCUCUGCAACAGAAAGAACGAACCAAUCAUUGUUAGGCAUCUCUAAAAGGAUAUAAAAUGAAAAUGAAUAAAAAUAAAACGUGAAAACAAAUAAAUAAAGAAAGAAACAAACAAGCACAUAUAAAUAAGAUCAGGUUUAUUGAUCUCCUACUUGAAAUUGUUGCCGGCCAUAAAGUGUGGUAGGGCGGUGUUAACUGUGCGGGUAGUCGUUUUUAGGUGAUAGGGGGAAUGUACAAGAGAGGGGAGUGGGAAAAUGAACGAAGCAAUAGUCGUGAAAGUGAUAAAUAGCUGAAGACAGCAGAGCACGUCAACAGAAAAUUUGGUUGUUGCGAUUCAAUUGUAUCCAUGUGUUACGCCAAGAACUGUCGUUUAAUGGGACAUUGUUGCAAAGUUCCUUCAGUGCAGCAGCUAUGAUAGAUAAUAGUAGCUGUUGGAUUAGCACAAAACAGAGACAGUCUGCUUGUAGAAUAAAAGCUUCAUCUGGUAUGUGCACAUGGGACCUACUAUGUUUAUCAAUUUUUCUUCAAAUUCGCCCAAUAUUUUUAGGAUAAGAAUGGAGCCUUACUGUCUUAAUAUGUGCAAAUUUUGAGGGUAGAAAUAAUAUUUUACUUUAGGUUUCCCUCCUAAGAAUGGUUGUGUUGGAUCUUGAUAUGAUCAGUAUGGAACUUCCUGAAGUGAGUUUUCAGAAUAUCAUCCGUUGGGGUUCAGCAUCAGCCAUGAUGUUUGGGGGGGUGGUUCCCUUCAUUCCACAAUAUGCUGAUAUCAAACGCUCCGCUAAUGCUGAUGGCUUUUCUACAUUUGUUUGUUUAACACUGCUGGUUGCCAACAUUUUACGAAUAAUGUUCUGGUUUGGCAAAUUUUAUGAAUUUCCAUUAUUAUUCCAAAGUAUCAUUAUGAUUUUAACCAUGAUUGUUAUGAUGCACCUUUGUGUAACAGUGAAACAAAAAUCAGAAAUUAUUGCUUCUAAAUCGAGAACAUUUACAGCAGAUGGGAAAAAAUGCCUCAAAACAGAAGAAUGUUAUUCUUCACAUACAACAUCAUGUUGCCAUGCAAACACACUGCCAGGCCGAACUUUUCUUGAUUUUGAUACACGUUAUUUCUGGAAGUGGACAGACUUUGCUAGUUAUCUACAGUUUUUAAUUUUCUUUGUGGCCUUUCUCACUUUGAUGAACUUCUUAUUCCUUGAAAGUACUUUCUAUGUUGAAACAGUUGGAUUUUUGGCUGUGUUUGCUGAGGCUUGUUUAGGUGUGCCCCAGUUUUAUAAAAAUUUUCAGAAUAAGUCUACUGUUGGAAUGAGUAAAAAAAUGGUUGGUUUUUGGACUCUAGGAGAUGUCUUCAAAACUGUAUAUUUUAUUUUAAGAGCAGCGCCUGCUCAGUUUUGGAUUUGUGGUGUCUUACAAAUAUCUAUUGAUUUGUCUAUAUUUGCACAGGUUUUAUACUAUGGGGGGUUUCAGGGCCGCAUUAUGUCCAAAUCAGCGGUCAGCUAGCCCAGACAAUCUGGAAAUGACUGUGGUGGAAGAAGCAGAACAACAACCAGAGAGCUAAACAUGGUUAUAUUAAUUUCUGUAAUUUCUUAAAAUUGUUUGUUAUUACUAUGAUUAUUUUCAUCAUUAUUAUAAUUAUAAUUAUUAUUAUUAUUAUUAUCGUUAUUAUUAUCAUGACUUGGUGCAAUCUGACUGGCUUAUGAAAGGUUGACAUGCAUUAUCAACAUGUAAGAAUGAAAAGUAUGAUGUUAUCAAAUUAUCUGUCAAUCAAUCUAUCUCUGUGUCACUGUCUGUCUGUCUGUCUGUCUCUGUCUCUCUUUCUCCCUAUAUAUAUAUAUAU
Messenger RNA from Octopus sinensis (East Asian common octopus), 2250 nucleotides. Its product is annotated as solute carrier family 66 member 2-like. The transcript is spliced from 6 exons. The coding region runs from base 1056 to 1913 and encodes 285 amino acids. Gene Ontology annotation, biological process: retrograde transport, endosome to Golgi; phospholipid translocation. Gene Ontology annotation, cellular component: trans-Golgi network; endosome. Lineage: Eukaryota; Metazoa; Mollusca; Cephalopoda; Octopoda; Octopodidae. The record is from RefSeq and is a predicted model, not a curated record.